GAAAGCAUUUCACUGACAGGGAGGAACUGCAGUUCUCAGUCCGAGCAAGAAAAUGGAAGAGACACCACGGAGUUAUCAAUCAAUUCUAGACACGGUCCAAGAACAAGGACCAGUGUUGAGGAACUUUCAUGUCUACUGCACUGGAAGAACAAAUGCGGUUCAUCAUUACAUUGUUCAGAAGGUUAAAGAUCUUGGACAGACUGAGGUGAUGUCUUCUGAAGAUUGUGACUACCUUCUGGUUUUCUGUCCCAUCACUUCACGAGUUGGAACAGACAUCAGUGAGGCCAUGGACCAAGUCAAUCAACGUGAUGGUUAUGGAAGUAAACCAAUAAUCCUGGUGGUGAUGCAUCACACCUUCGAUCCUGAACAUGUUGUAGCUGAAAGCGGCCGACACGUGGAGAACACAAAUGUCCUCCUCACUGUGGACACACUGUUUUAUGGGGACAAACUCCUCAACUGUAAGCGCAACGAGAUUGCAUUGGAUGAAAUCAAGAAGUCUCUUGCUCCUUCAGAGCCUAACUGGAGUCAACCUCUCACCAAUGGAGUGAAAAAAUAUCGAAAGUAUGUCAUUGCAGCACUCUGCACUCUGUGUCUUGUAAUUGUCAUCAUCGUGUUGGCUUUAACAAGUCACAGAAAGUCUCAGGAUGAUUCUGGUAUGCAUGACGAAACCGGAUGGAAGCCGGAUAAAUCCUCAUCCCAGUGCAUUCAUUGUAACAUGCAUAUGACUUCUAUGUAUGUUUUUUCUUUAUACAUUGUAUUUACUUGACACAAAAGUCAUAGCUUGUUCCCUGCUAAAGGGUUAUUUUUUCUUUUUUUUCCUUGUGGUUGUAUGUCUAACUGCAUUUCGUUGUGUAUGUACCUGUACUAUAAGCAAUGUCAGCAAAAUUGAAUCUAAUCUAAUAGAUGAUUUGAAGGCACAAAAUAAACCUGGUGUAUCUUGCAUAUAUAAUCAACAACACAUUUUUGGUAUUAGUGGUGAUGUUUGCUUAUGCUUUUGCUAUUGUAUCUGCAGACAA
Mugil cephalus (flathead mullet) is the source of this 1016-nucleotide messenger RNA. RefSeq lists its product as uncharacterized. Lineage: Eukaryota; Metazoa; Chordata; Actinopteri; Mugiliformes; Mugilidae. The record is from RefSeq and is a predicted model, not a curated record. The coding region runs from base 53 to 766 and encodes 237 amino acids. The transcript is spliced from 6 exons.